CAGCCAAGCCAUCAUCUUCCGCGCGGCUCUGGCAGUUGAACUACAAGUCUCCUCACUCCAUCGCAUCGCAUCGCAUCGCAUGCGCCUUCAUCAAUCACUCCCGAGCUGGAUAUCAACCAGUGAUUGAAUCACCACGAAAACCAUCUCUACCUGUACAACAACAUAAUUCGAUAUUAUGGGCGCUUUACUCUCUCUGCCACUGCUGGCAGUGCCCAGCAUGGGAACCAUCUUCGGGUUCAUGGCAAGUUGCUGUGGUGCAGCUACUUGCUCUGCAGUAUGCAGCGCAUGUGGGAAAUGUGGCAAUAGUGUUGCCACUCGUAUUGCCUACGCCCUCAUCCUCCUCAUCAAUUCAAUAUUAUCAUGGAUAAUGCUCACGCCAUGGGCGAUCAAGAAGCUACAGCACUUGACGUUGGAUUAUAUGGAGAUUUCUUGCCCGAAUGGACCCUGCUAUGGCUGGGUUGCAGUUCAUCGGAUCAACUUUGCGCUAGGAAUAUUCCACCUUGUUAUGGGCUUUAUCUUACUUGGCGUCAACUCUUCGAAGAAUCCGCGAGCAGCGAUACAGAAUGGCUUCUGGGGUCCUAAGAUUAUCGCUUGGCUGGCCUUGAUCGUGGUCUCGUUCCUCAUCCCGGAUGGCUUUUUCAUGGUCUGGGGCAACUAUAUCUCUUUCGCAGCAGCGACGGCAUUUAUUCUUCUUGGGCUAAUUCUCUUGGUCGAUCUUGCUCACUCUUGGGCCGAAUACUGCUUGGAGCAAAUCGAGGCAAAGGAUUCUCGGGCUUGGAGGGGCAUUCUCAUUGGCUCUACUUUGGGAAUGUAUGCUGCUUCCGUGGCUAUGACAAUCGUUCAGUACAUCUUCUUCGCAAAAGCUGGAUGCUCGAUGAAUCAGACCGCCAUCACGCUCAACCUCAUCUUUUUCUUGGUAGUAUCUGGAAUCUCAGUCCACCCUGCAGUCCAGGAAUACAACCCUAAAGCAGGAUUGGCCCAGUCCGCCAUUGUUGCAGUGUAUUGCACAUAUCUAACAAUGUCCGCUGUUUCUAUGGAGCCGGAUGACAAACACUGCAACCCUCUCAUCCGCCGCGCUCAAAGCACACGUACCACCUCGAUCGUUCUCGGCGCCGUUGUCACCAUGUUGACUGUUGCAUAUACCACCACCAGAGCCGCUACCCAAGGAGUAGCUCUAGGAGGCAAAGGAAAGAGCAUCAGACUGCCAGAUGAGGAUGAGCACAACUUAGUCACUCAGCAGCCGGACAGCCGCCGCGAGAUGCGUGCAGCAGCACUCCGCCAAGCAGUUGCCGAAGGAAGUCUUCCAGCAGACGCCUUACUCGACGAUGAUAGCGACAGCGAGGCCGGCGCCGAUAGCCCCAAGGACGACGAGCGCACCUCGACUCAAUACAACUACACUCUCUUUCAUGUUAUUUUUUUCCUUGCCACCGCCUGGGUCGCCACACUUCUCACCUCGAACUUCGAAGAUUCCACCACGGCCGGCCAAUUGGAGGAUUUUGCACCAGUUGGCAGAACGUACUGGGCUAGUUGGGUAAAGAUCAUCAGUGCCUGGGCUUGCUACGCAAUAUACACUUGGACUCUCGUAGCGCCUAUUGUGCUACCUGAUAGAUUCGAUUUUUCGGAUUAGUGUAGUUGCAUGGCCUGGUGAGAGAUUGAUAAUCAAGUGUUGUAUUAGGUAAUUAUUGCAUGGAAUUGGCGGUCAUUGCAUUUUGUUUUGGAGGAAGGGCGUUUUAUAUCAUACUCACGACUGGAAUACAGAUUUUGCAUUUCCAUUUGUCUAAUUGUGCUCUUUUUCUUCCUUUGUUUCAUAAUGCGUGAUUGCUAUUACGGAAUUCUUGCGAAGUAGCUCAUUCUCUAGCCUGCCCAGCUCAGCACGAGUCACCUUCUGCACCUUACUCAACCUCGCCACCACCAAAAGUCACCCAAAUUAGCUUGCACAGAUUCAAAUCAUUAGCUUCUUGAGGCUCUUUGUUGCAUAUCGCAAAACGUCUAAUUUGUCAUCUCUUAGAUAUCUGGUUCCGGAUCUAGUGUCUAGAUGGGCCAGGCUAGGCGAAACCGAAAUAUCGGGAGCAGGUUCUGGCACCACCACAUUUUCUCCAGCAGAUGGGUAUUCUGCAUAGUUCUCCGUGUUUGAAUGUCAUGCAUAUCUCGCAAGUGGUUUCUAAGAUAUGGGGUCUCAAGACAUUGCGGAAUAUCUUGUUAUAUUGGCAGUAGCAAUCGAGCUAUUUCGACGUGAGGUGUAUGGGGGACCUUUCAUGUCUUGUACUAGCACCGUUACUAUAUUAGAUACAUAUCAUUCUCUUCGCAUGCUAUAAAUACAGCCAUUUGGCUUUCAC
Molecule: messenger RNA, 2336 nt
Organism: Cadophora gregata
Lineage: Eukaryota; Fungi; Ascomycota; Leotiomycetes; Helotiales; Ploettnerulaceae
Exons: 3
Coding region: 176-1627 (483 amino acids)
Cellular component (GO): membrane
Source: RefSeq, a predicted model, not a curated record